AUGUCUAUAACUCCGUACAAUUUUGAGCCUUUGGUUACCGAUGUUGAUAACUAUGAUUAUUUGGAGUACGAAGAAUCAGUAGUUACUUACAACGAUAGAUCUAAAUUAGCUGUAACAGAUUGGUGCUCGUGUGGAAAAUGUGAAAAACAAAUAAAUGAUCAUGAAGACAUUUUAAAAAUUACCAGACAAUACAAGAUUUCAAAAACAAAGAAUAAAACAAAAAAAAGAAGUUUACAAUCAGCUACUAUGGAAAAUAAAGCAUGGCGAUUUAUUUGCUACAAACAGUUUACACUUUGGGUUAAUUUAUGGAUGACAAUUGGAAGAGGAAAUAGAGUUGUUAUUCCAUCAUGUGUGGUCAAAAAUAUUCGUGAACGUUAUCCGGAAGAAAACGGAUUGUACAUUGGUUUUCAAAACCGGUGA
Molecule: messenger RNA, 420 nt
Organism: Rhopalosiphum maidis (corn leaf aphid)
Lineage: Eukaryota; Metazoa; Arthropoda; Insecta; Hemiptera; Aphididae
Exons: 3
Coding region: 1-420 (139 amino acids)
Source: RefSeq, a predicted model, not a curated record